CAGUAUAAUCAAGAAAAAAGAUUAAUUCACUAAAUAUUAAUUUUUUACACAGUAAAAAUAUAAAUAAUAUUCAUAGAAUUUCAUUAAUACUUCUUAUUGACAUUUUUUCUAUUAUGUUUACUAUUCACUUUCUCGAUUUAUUAAAAAAUAAAUAAUUUAAUUAAAUGUACUUUUUUAUGUAAUUAAUAAUUGUCUUGAAAAUAUUAAUGAGAAACACUAAAUAUUAAAUUAUGGCGAGUAAAAAUUUAAAGAACACAAAAGUGGAAUCUGAUUUAGCUGGAUGUCGAGAAGAAGGUAACUGGACAAAAAUAUUAGAACUUGCUGAACAGCUAUCUUCAAGUAAAGCUUUAUUGUACAACUUAAUGGUUGGUGAAGCAAAGUUAGAAAUGUUUUUAGAAGAGCAUCCACCAGUUGAAAGUAAUAUAUCUAAAGCUUGUACAGGUCUAAUUGAUGCUAAGUCACAUUUAACUGAUUCAAUUAAUGAACUGAAUACCCAAACUGGCAUGAAUAUAGAUGCUCAUAUGCUUCUUGCUAAACUUUGUUACGCAUGUGGUAAUUAUGAAGAAGCUAUGCAACAUUGCUCUGAAGCAAAAUUGAACUCUGUAAUACAAACUGAUUUACAAAUUCGCAAUAUAAGAAUUUUAGCAGAAUCUUUUGCAGUUAAAGGAUUAUGUCAAGAAAAAUUAAAACCAUCGACAAGCUCUCGUUUCAAAAAAACUGCAUGGGUCGACAGUGUCAUAAAAAACUAUGAGCAAGCUACUAAUUUAGGAAUUUUAUAUUUACAAGAACUGGAUAACAAAGAAAAUCAGCUUAUGUUGCCAUCACCAAUUGGUGGUACUGCUCCAUCAAUUAAUAAUACUAAUGUUAUUUCUACUACUGGAUCUCAUUCUCCACAACCCAUUAACAUGUCACAUACACUUAGUAUUUUAGUAGAGACUGUUAUUUUACGACUGCCAUUAUUACUUAUAGAAAAUUUAAAUUAUACUGGUGCCAUUUCUACAUUCAGGAGUAUAUUAUCAGCAUGUGAAGCACAUGGUACUCAUUCUAUUAGACUUGUUUUAACUUAUCAAUUCGCUGAAUUUCUUCUACGUAAAGUAUCUCCUAAGUAUUAUUCUCUCCCAACUCAAAAUACUCCAACCAAAAAACAUUUAAGUAAUGUUAGAAAAUCCAAAAAGUACAAUACUAUAAAUAUGUUUUUACCAAGAAGUGAACAUGAAGAAACAAUAUUAUUACUCAUUAUAAGUGAAGCUAUGGCUACUAGAAAUGCAGUUUUGAGUCAGUCACCUGAGUUUAAAGAUGCUAGGAUUAGAGCAUUCAAUUUAGCAACUGCUAUAUAUGAUUUACUUACAUUUGCAUUAGUUCUUUGGGGACAGUAUAAUAUGUUACAUGAAUCUUUUGAGCGUGCUAUGAAAUUUUCUGCUGAUGAUAGUCAUGUAUGGAUGCAACAAGCUUUAUGCCUUGAAGCUGCUGGACGCCAUAUUAGAGCUUUAGAAGUACUUAAAUGUGUUAUAAAUAUGCAACCAAAUGCUGCAACUCCUUGUUUGAUUGCUGCUAAAAUAUGUUAUCAAUACUUAUUCAAGAUGGAAGAAGGUUUAAAUUGGAGUCAAGAAGCAUUAAAGCGAGAGCAACGACAACCUCAAAAUUUGUUAUCAAGAUGCUAUUUGUACAUUGGAAUUGGAGCACAGUGUAUUGCUCUAACAUCUAUUUUAAAAUCUGUCAAAGAUAAAUAUCACACCAUUUGUUUAGAAUCCUUAUUGAAAGCUCAAUGUAUAGAUCCAAAUGAUCACUUAUCUUAUUAUUACUUGGCAUUUCAUUAUGCUUGUGUAGCUAAAAUAUCAGAGGCUACAAGUAAAGUACGUCAAGCUUUAAAAUUAAACUCUGAACACACACCAUCCUUACAAUUGGAAAUUUUAUUACUGAGUGCACAAAAAAAUAUGAAUGAAGCUAAAGCUCUCUUAAAAACUUCUUUGGACGAUUUUCCUGAUCACAUUGGCUUACUUUUUAUGAAGGCUAGAAUUGAACUAUAUACUGAAGAUUCAGAGGUUGCAUUAAUUACAGCAAAACAUAUGCUAUCCUUGUGUAAAGCUUCAGUAUGUAAUGAAGGUUCACCAUCAAUAGAACAUACUGACACUCGAAGUGUUUUUCAACUUUAUACUACUGAGCAUUCAGAUAAAGAUUCAAAUUCAUUGGGUCCUGCAAAAAUAGAACAAGCAUUAUCUGAAGUAGCAUCUUCUAUUAGUUCAUUGGUUCCACAAAGACCAGUAGCAAAUUCUGUUUGGUAUACCCAACAAAAUGUAUGGUUACUUUUAGCUGAAAUAUAUUUGUCACAAGAGCAAUUUGAUGCAGCCAAUAGUUGUUUAUUAGAAGCUGCCAGUAUUUUUCCACUAUCACAUCAUAUUAUGUUCAUGCGUGGACUAUUUCAUGAAAAAAGAAAUGAGUUUAAUGAAGCAAAACAAUGUUACCAAAAUGCAGUUACUGUUCACCCAGCUCAUUUAAAAAGUCUUCAACACUUGGGUUUAAUGUAUCAUUACUUGGGAAGUCAUAGGCUAGCUGAAAAAACAUUAAGAGAUGCUGCAAAAAUUAAUCCUUAUACUUCUGAAAUUUGGUAUAAUCUUGGAAAAGUAUUAGAAAGCUUAGGAGAAACUGAAAGUGCCACUGACAGUAUGACAACUGCAUUGCAAGUAGAAAUGAUUAGCCCUAUAAUGCAAUAUACUAGUAUUCCAUUACCAUUUGAUUAAUUACUAUAAAUCCAAAUGAAUAAUUGAAGCUAAACUUUUGAGUUAAUUUUUUGUUUUAGCUAUAAAAUAAUCAAAAGGAGAGGUUUACCAUAAUUUUCAUAAUUCCUAGUUCUUAUUGGUGAUCAGUAUUGGCUUUAUUGCAUACUAUUAGUACUAUAUUUCUUUUCUUAUGCACUUUUUUUAUGUGUAUUAAUA
Daktulosphaira vitifoliae (grape phylloxera) is the source of this 2933-nucleotide messenger RNA. It is a transcript of the gene Ttc7, whose product is annotated as tetratricopeptide repeat protein 7B. The transcript has 16 exons. Gene Ontology annotation, cellular component: plasma membrane. Bases 231 to 2738 code for a protein of 835 amino acids. Gene Ontology annotation, biological process: protein localization to plasma membrane; phosphatidylinositol phosphate biosynthetic process. The record is from RefSeq and is a predicted model, not a curated record. Lineage: Eukaryota; Metazoa; Arthropoda; Insecta; Hemiptera; Phylloxeridae. Gene Ontology annotation, molecular function: protein binding.